UACUGAUUCCGGGGCGGUACUGUAAACAUCAAUACGUAAAUGGCUGCACUGCUAAUUCUCAAACUACGAAAACAACCACCAUAUGAGCACACCAGGUAUGGAAAAGAUGGAGCAGAAUGACAACGAAGGGGACAACUUUAGGCUACACUUGGUGACGUGGAAUGUAGCCACAGCUGAGCCACCUGUUGACAUUAGCUCACUUCUCCAUUUAGAGUCUCCAAAGGGCCCGGACGUCUAUGUCAUUGGCCUUCAGGAGGUGUACUCUGGACCGCUGAGAUUCAUGUCAGAUGUUGUGUUUGAUGACCCUUGGAGCCAUUGUCUUAUGACCACCCUGGCACCGUGGAAUUAUGUCAAGGUGUCGUCCAUCAGAAUGCAGGGUCUGCUGUUGCUCUUCUUCUCCAAACUGGAGCACCUCCCAUUUAUUCGAGACAUCCAGGCCACAUAUACACGCACCGGCAUCUUUGGUUAUUGGGGUAACAAAGGUGGUGUGUCCAUCCGUCUGUCUUUCUAUGGCCACAUGCUCUGUUUCCUCAACUGUCACUUGUCUGCUCAUAUGAAUAAUGCCGCUGAGCGAGUGAUCGAGUUUGAGUAUAUCACCGACAAGCAGAUUUUCAACUGUGAAAAGGCUCAGAGAAUCCUUGACCACAGGCUGGUCUUCUGGUUUGGAGAUCUCAACUUUCGAAUUCAGGACCACGGCAUGCACUUUGUCCGAACGUGCAUCAGCGAUCAAAACUACAGCUUGCUGUGGAGCAAAGACCAGCUGAUCAUGUUGAAGAAAAAGGAGAAGCUGCUCCAAGAGUUUGAGGAAGGACCUCUAGACUUCCAACCCACGUACAAGUUUGACCUAAACACAGAUCUAUAUGACAGCAGGCUCUACAGGACAUGGUUUGCCUUUAACAGUAAGAAGCGCAAACCCGCCUGGACGGACAGAAUUCUAUGGCGCCUCAUACCCAAAGCACUGCCUUCUGACAAGCAAGAAGAAUGCGGAGACAGGUCGGACGCAAACAAUGUCGGGCAGCCCGAGGAAGCAAAAAAAAGUCUUUUAGAGCUCAGCCAGGACUUGUACACCAGUGACAUGCAGUACAGAAUCAGUGACCACAAACCUGUCAUUGGUAUCUUCACCCUGAAGUUAAAGAAGAUGCAAACGACUCCUCUGGUACAUCUGCUGGCUGAGGGGGAAUGGAGUGCAGACAUUGAUGCCAUGCUUGUGUACUUCCCUAAGCAGCCAUUCCCUUCCAGUUCAUGGGACUGGAUUGGACUUUAUAAGGUUGGAUUCAGCAGUGUGUUUGACUACAUCACAUACACGUGGGUCAAAGAUGACGAAGUGGCUGUCGAUGAAAAAGCCAUAAAGGUGUACAUGAGUAAAGAUGAGAUCCCAGUACGGGGAGGAGAAUGCGUGCUGGGCUACUACUGUAACACUUUACAGUGCAUUAUUGGAAUCAGCGAACCAUUCAAGGUCCAUGCGUCGAAGGUGGCCAUUGAGGAGGGCUUUCUGCCUGAAAAGCUCAGGAGUCUGCAUAGAAGCUGAGCGACAGAAAACAUUCAGGACUAACAGAUUCAUGCCUGGUUUAUUGAUGCCUAAACUAUGUUUGUAAUAUGUUUUACUCAUCCACUGAUAGAGCAGCUUUUCUUCACAGUGUUACUCUGCUAGCUCUACCAGUGUCAUGAGUGCUGAACGAUUGUACUGUGUAUCAUUCAUUGAUGAUGAUGCAGUGCUUUAAUAGGCUGACAAUGUAUCAGAUUAUGUUGUCAGAUCCACUGCAGCAUGAUGGGACCUGAGUUUAAGUGAAUUCCUCAUGCAAACAAUGGUUGUUUUCAUAGCAAAAACGAGGGUUGGUACCAAAGCUAGUCUGUGGUAUUGUCCAUCCAUACAUCCAUUUUCUACCGCUUGUCUCUUUUGGGGUCGCGGGGGGUGCUGGAGCUUAUCUAAGCUUCAGUCGGGCGGAAGGCGGGGUACACCCUGGACAAGUCGCCCAUUAAUCCUAGAUUCAUUGGAAAACAGAAAAGCAGGUGUAGGUGAUGAGACACCAGAUUCCUUCAUGGCAACUACACAUUCACUCUCAUUAUCUUUUUAGUGAGACUUUUAAAGAAGUCAUUAUAAUUUAUUUUUUUUACAUUCAAAACAUUCCAAAUUUUGCAUAAGUUAUGUUUCACAGUCUUCAAGCUGCUUACUGUCUCUUCAGGAUGCACCUUUUAGUGGGCAGUCUUCUGCCCGUCAGCCAGCUUACAUAUGGAAUCAGCUGACAGAUAUAAGUUAAAACUAUACUUUGUAUUAGAAAUGGCAACAGCGGAGGAUGCAUGUGCAUGUAUGAGCCAGUCUGCCCCACAGCAAGAGGAUAGAGAAAAAGAAGGAACUUAUUACUACAUUGUUGGUCUACAAUGUCGGAAUCGCGCCAUGCUCUUAGGGUAAACAUCUACCAUAUAUGGAGAUGUUCGCUGUUGUCACCAAUGGCAAAAAACAGCACAAAUGGGGCAAAGUCCAAACAGCUCCAUCCAUCCAUCCAUUCAUUUUCUACCGCUUGUCCCUUUCGGGGUUGCGGGGGGUGCUGGAGCCUAUCCCAGCUGCACUCGGGCGGAAGGCGGGGUACACCCUGGACAAGUCGCCACCUCAUCGCAGGGCCAACACAGAUAGACAGACAACAUUCACACUCACAUUCACACACUAGGGACCAUUUUUUUAGUGUUGCCAAUCAACCUAUCCCCAGGUGCAUGUCUUUGGAGGUUGGAGGAAGCCGGAGUACCCGGAGGGAACCCACGCAGUCACGGGGAGAACAUGCAAACUCCACACAGAAAGACCCCGAGCCCGGGAUCGAACUCAGGACCUUCGCAAAUAGCUCAUUUGAAAGAAUUACCUAUUUGUACCUGAUUUUCUGUAUUUGGGAUCUGCAUAAGUCCCGGAAAUUUGAAAUGAAAUGGCGGACAUACAAUACAACAAUCUUGCCUUAUUUCAUACUUCCCCCAAACAAGCCGUUUAGAAUUUGCCCAAUUUGUGACGGUUUUCAUAAGUUUACCCGAAAAGCUUUGCACAAGUCUGCCAUUGUAGUCAAUGAGUUCUUUCUUUUUCCCUAUCCUCUUGCUGUGGGGCAGACUGGCCCGUACAUGCACGUGCAUCCUUCGCUGUUGCCAUUUCUAAUACAAAGUAGCGUACAGUUCUAGCUUAAUCUAUCAGUGAAAUCGCUAUGGAAGCGCUAAAAACUACAACAUGGCUGACAGAGAGAAGAUGCAGUUGAAGUGGAGGCACGUAAGUAAGACCGCCCACAAAAUGGCACAUCCUGAAGAGAGGGUCAGUAAGCGGCUUGAAGAUGGUCUGUAAAACAUAGUCUAUGUAAACAUUUUUACCACCAAUCCACCAUUACAUGUUUUGUAGACCACAAAGAAGUGUUUUAAAUGUAGAAACAAAUAAUAAUCCUAAAACGACUUCUUCAAGACUAAAUCCUUCUCACCCUAAUAGGCAUUUGUGAUGUACUGUAUUGCUCAAAUGUUCUGAUAAUGCUGUAAUAUGUAAGCUGGACUUAUUUACUUGUUUUUAUGCAAAUUUAAUUGUUUACAUAAACCCAGUGUUGUGAAUUAUCUGCUGUUGAAAGAGUCCACUUUUACUUCUCUUCAUUGUCAUUAAUUUCAUCAAAAAUUCCAACUGUUCUUGGUGGACAUGAAAGCACAUUUAUUUUUGAAGCAACUUACCUAAAGCUAGUUAUUUUCUUUUAUCUGGCUGUUUUAGCAGGCUAAUAUAAUAUAGCACCUUAAAGUUGUUUUAAAUCACUGUAAAAUGAUGAAUGCAAACACAUUGUUGUAUGUUGUAUUAUGCCCAAGUGUACUGUAUGUAUGUGUGUGUGUGUAUACAUAUAUAUGUAUUUAACCUUUUCAUACAGUUGUUUAAAGCUUGCUGAUACCUAUUAUUUUAGAAACAUGGAAAAAGAUGGUUUAUUUUAAUAGCUAUUACAAAAUACUAUAAUAUAUGGCUGCAAUGUACUGAAAGACCAAAAAUUGUAACUUCGAUAAUAA
This is a messenger RNA of Nerophis lumbriciformis (worm pipefish), 4002 nucleotides long. RefSeq names its product inositol polyphosphate-5-phosphatase Ka (gene inpp5ka). The record is from RefSeq and is a predicted model, not a curated record. Gene Ontology annotation, molecular function: phosphatidylinositol-4,5-bisphosphate 5-phosphatase activity; inositol bisphosphate phosphatase activity; phosphatidylinositol-3,4,5-trisphosphate 5-phosphatase activity. Gene Ontology annotation, biological process: negative regulation of phosphatidylinositol 3-kinase/protein kinase B signal transduction; negative regulation of glycogen biosynthetic process; phosphatidylinositol dephosphorylation. Gene Ontology annotation, cellular component: plasma membrane; ruffle; endoplasmic reticulum. NCBI's taxonomy places the organism in Eukaryota, Metazoa, Chordata, Actinopteri, Syngnathiformes, Syngnathidae.